GCAUUAUGCAACAUGACCAGUGUGUUAUGCAGCUUAUGCUUCAUUCUGAUCACAUUCCGUCCUUAAUCUGACCAUUCUUCUGAUUCAUGUACUGAAUGGUCCAUCGUACGAGGUGAUCACAUUCAAUUCACAGGAACAAGUCGAUUGUAAUGUGUCACUAAUGACAUCAAGCAGCAGCUACUGUAGUACGGUACACUCCGACUAUCUCUGCCUAUGCCUCCCUCCGGACGAGAUGUGCUCCAGUGAGGCGGGCCUCCGGAGGCGCGACCGGAAGUGGUGGUGGGACAGGGCCUUGGGCCAGGAACACGGCGGACUCGGCGGGGAGAAGCGGGGGCUCGGCGCAGUUGUACGCAGGCAGCGGCAGGGCCACUGCGACACGUUGAGGGGAUGGUGCAUGGGACUCAACGGGGAGGAGCAACGACGUGAGGUUGAGCUCGGCACGAGUGGCGGCGCACGCUCGGUCUCCUCCAGCGGCUCCGACGCCUACAUCCACAACCGCUGGCUGAGGGGCAUCUCCUUCGGGAGCGGGAACUACGAGUUCCACAUCCCCCGCGCGUCUUCGCGGAGGCGCAGCCGGUCGUGUCUUCCGGAGAGGCUGGCGGCGACGAGCGCGUGCGUCCUCUUCUGGCUUGGCUUCAUGGGCCCAUGGUGCUGGCUCAUCGGCGGGUGGAUGCUCACCACGGAGGGCGAGCUCGAGCCGGAGUUCCGGCGCGAUGCGGACGCGAAGGGCGCGAUCCUGCCCCAGGCCGCGAGGGCGAAAGCGCUUAGAACGCUGGCGCCGCUGAAGUGGACGAGAGUCGCGGUGGACGCAGCGGGUGGCGCGUACUCCUCCGGGCGAGUUGACGUUGAUGUUCGGAAUCGUCGCGAGCACUGGCGCCGCCCGCCCAGCACGCGACUGAACGGAGAAAGGGGGGCACCAGCUGGGCUGUCUGCGGCGAAAUGGCUGCGCUGCAGCAUGGCUGAGCGGGUCGUCCUGCGCAAGAGAAAAACGGUGGGCACCGCUCCAGACGCGCUGUGCUGCGAGCAGAGCGUGAGACGACGUUGCCGUGAUACGGCGGGUGGCAAAGACAUACCUGCGAGCAGCGCGUGAGUGUGUGAGCAAGCAGGUGAAUGAGCUAACAAAGAAGAUGAGGAUGUGCCGGCACGAACGAGCGGGCACGCACAAGAGGGCAUGUGAACACGAGAGGACGGGCGUGUGUGUGUGCGAGAGGGCGGGCAAGCCAAAUGCGCGGACAGAUACGCGGGUAUUCGAGUGGGAUGUGCAGAUUGGCCGGCAAGCAAAGGCACUCUACCCAAACUAUGCUUGUGCUCCGACAAACGGGUCUCGACGGUUGUCCACAGGGUUACGUAGGUCGUCCAUGUCGGCGUGAUUGUUAUCUCAUAGCUUGUUCUGGCAGGUACAGUGGAGGACGCAGGUGGGCGGUUGAGUAAACGGGCGGGACAGGGGCUGGAUGUGAACUCGACAGUCAGCGACAGCAGGGGUGAGUCUUGGUUGAGUCU
This is a messenger RNA of Fomitopsis serialis, 1500 nucleotides long. RefSeq lists its product as uncharacterized. The coding region runs from base 161 to 1090 and encodes 309 amino acids. The record is from RefSeq and is a predicted model, not a curated record. The transcript is spliced from 2 exons. NCBI's taxonomy places the organism in Eukaryota, Fungi, Basidiomycota, Agaricomycetes, Polyporales, Fomitopsidaceae.